CUGCAGCUGGAAGGCCGCCUCCUUGCGAUCCAUCUUCUGCUUCUCCUGGAGCUCCUUCAGCUCUGAGGACAGUCUCUGCGCUGCCGACUUGUGCAGUUUGGAGAACUCUUGCAGCCACUGCACCCUGAGCCCCUGUAACUGCCCCUGCCUGACGGCGAAGCGCACGGCCAGGGCCAGGCUGCUCCAGGCGCAGGCCUCCUUGGCCUCACUGGGCAGCUCACUAUCUUCCACGAUGGCCCUGAGCUUGUCUUCCACCUGCCUCCAGGACAGGGACAUAUUCUCGAGGUAGAAUUCAGGACCUUUCGUGUGCCUGGCCAUCUUGUCGUUGAUGAAGGCCACCACUUCGCCAUGUUUGAACCCACCAGAGGGGUCUUCGGGUUUCAAGGCCAUGAGGGCUGAGGGCUUUAGUGGCUUUGCUGGCCCUGUGGGGAUGGAUCAACCGGUUGUCCCCACCCGUCCCCCUAAGCCCCUCCAUCUCCUAGCCCUCCCCUCCCUCCUCCGACCCUCUUGAUGACCCCUCGAUGGGCUUGUCCUUCCAUAGGACACCUCCCACCAGUCCUCACCUCUCCAGCCAGCGGCCAGAGGAGGUCCAGACCUAAGACGCCCACCUACCAGACCCAAGGAGCAAGUGGGACAGGACUCUCUCGUUGCUUCGGCUUCUGCAAAAUGGCGCCUUGGGGCCAACCCUCGGGGCUUUUACUGUGGGACUGUUCCAACUACCGGAGACUGCGGGGGUGGGAGGGAGUGCGUGAGAAAUGCUCCUCCCCCUCCUACGGAUGUAAGAGGAUACGCCACAAGGUUGAAAGUCCUGGAAGACUGAUUUUCUGUCACCUCACAGCUUCCUGUGGUAGGGACCUGUCCUCUGUAUCUGAAACCAAUCAGUAUCUGACAGAUUUGGAAUUUGUAAAAAAUGCCCUGGAAGAUUCAGGAAUGAAGCUUCUAUGCGAAGGAUUAAAACAGCCAAAUUGUAUAUUACAGACAUUGAGGUUGUACCGGUGCCUUAUUUCUCCUGCUUCUUGUGGGGUGCUAGCAGCUGUUCUUAUCACCAAUCAGUGGCUUACAGAACUGGAAUUUAGUGAAACAAAACUGAAAGCUUCAGAUUUGAAAUUUCCCUGUGAAGGCUUAAAUGAUCCAAAUUGCAAAUUACAGAAGCUCAAGUAAAUUGGAGCUGUAUUGAUUUUGCAAGAAUAUUUUUAAAAUAUGCAACUUAAGAUGGUGUCAUGUGAUCAAAACUUGUUUCAAGGAGUCAUGGAGAGGAAGAAUAAAAGUGACAGUCCCUAAAAUCGUUCCUAUGUAACAAGCUUAGAAACAGAAUUUCAUUUUAAGUGGCAAUAUUAUCAGUGACAAUAAUAAUAACUCACACUUACUGAGCAAUUACUUUGUUCUAAGCUAAGCAUUGGGCUCAUGUGAUUAUGGAGGCUGGCAAGUCCAAAAUCUGCAGGGUAGGCUGGCAGGCUGGAGAGCCAGGGAAGACCCAAUGUUGCAGUUCAAGUCUGAAGGUUGUCUGCUGGCAGAAUUCCCUCUUCUGAGGAGGUUGUGUGCUAGCCUUCUCCCAGAAAACUAAGAGGCUGUUUGCAGGUAUCUUGCCUCUGUUCUCAUUUGCAACUCACACCUCACUGAGUUGGACCUGAGUGAAAAUCCCCUGGGGGACA
This is a messenger RNA of Cynocephalus volans (Philippine flying lemur), 1652 nucleotides long. RefSeq names its product NACHT, LRR and PYD domains-containing protein 12-like. Gene Ontology annotation, cellular component: cytoplasm. NCBI's taxonomy places the organism in Eukaryota, Metazoa, Chordata, Mammalia, Dermoptera, Cynocephalidae. The transcript has 4 exons. Bases 511 to 1161 code for a protein of 216 amino acids. The record is from RefSeq and is a predicted model, not a curated record.